GUUGUGGGGCUGCCCACCAACGCCAUGGCAAUAUGGGUAUUCCUCUUCAGGACCAAGAAAAAGCACCCGUCGUCAAUCUACAUGGCAAACCUGGCUCUGGCUGACUUGCUCUUUGCCAUCUGGGUCCCCCUGAAGAUAUCAUACCACUUCAACGGCAACAACUGGAUCUAUGGAGAAGGGCUGUGCAAAGUGCUGGUGGCGUUUUUCUACAGCAACAUGUACUGCUCCAUCACCUUUAUCACCUGCAUAAGUGUCCAGCAUUACUGGGCGGUGGUCCACCCAUUGUCUGAGCAGCAGACAAACAACUGUGUAGCUGUUGCCGUCUCCAUCACAGUCUGGGUGGUGGUCUGGCUUAUCACCAUCCCUCUCUACCUGCAUGACCAACAGGUCAGAAUAACAAACUUCAAUCAAAAAAUCCUUACCUGCCAUGAUGUCACCAGGCAAAGUCAGGUGAAAAUAGCAGCUGGCUACUUCCUGACAAUGGGAACUCUGGGAUUUGUUGUUCCCACUAUUGUGUGUAUCAUAUCCUACAUCCUCAUGCUCAAAGCUCUCAGGAACAGCAUGGCAGAUGCUGACAUCACCAAGAAGCGACGGAAGGCUGUGUUCUUGAUCAUCACAGUGUUGGUUAUGUUUUUAGUGUGCUUCACCCCCAGUAACAUCAUGCUGCUGGUACACUAUAUCCUCCUGUUGAGCGGGGCCGACAACCACCUGUACGGAUUUUACAUCACCACCCUGUGCCUGGCUAGUCUCAACAGCUGCAUCGACCCUUUUGUUUACUACUUUAUCUCCAAGGACUUCAGGGAUCAUGUGAAGAACACGUUCCUCUGCAGGAGCGAGAGGACAGUGAAGAGGAUGAAGGUGUCCUACAGGGCUCCGAAAAACUCACAAGAGCAACACACCACGCCUAAGUCAGGAAACACACAGAGCACUGAAUGCUAGUGGAUUAAUCAUUAUUGAGCUGUUUUAUUCCUGAUCAUUAUCUCCCUUCAGAUAUUGCUUUUCAGUAACACUUA
Molecule: messenger RNA, 1013 nt
Organism: Thunnus maccoyii (southern bluefin tuna)
Lineage: Eukaryota; Metazoa; Chordata; Actinopteri; Scombriformes; Scombridae
Product: proteinase-activated receptor 2-like
Biological process (GO): phospholipase C-activating G protein-coupled receptor signaling pathway; thrombin-activated receptor signaling pathway; positive regulation of Rho protein signal transduction
Cellular component (GO): membrane
Molecular function (GO): thrombin-activated receptor activity
Source: RefSeq, a predicted model, not a curated record